Molecule: messenger RNA, 2019 nt
Organism: Trichoderma reesei QM6a
Lineage: Eukaryota; Fungi; Ascomycota; Sordariomycetes; Hypocreales; Hypocreaceae
Exons: 3
Coding region: 1-2019 (672 amino acids)
Biological process (GO): protein targeting to membrane; peptidyl-L-cysteine S-palmitoylation
Cellular component (GO): endoplasmic reticulum; Golgi apparatus
Molecular function (GO): protein-cysteine S-palmitoyltransferase activity
Source: RefSeq, a predicted model, not a curated record
AUGGCGUCUCCGAGCCCAGAUUCGCCCGCUUCGCCCGUUUCGCCGCGGUCCGGCAGCAACAACCAGGCCUACCCGCCUCGCACAACCGCCUCGACUCCCAACGACCGGCGCCCGGACAGCGUUGUCUCCUCCCACAUGACCGACAUCGCCAGCGAGGACGAGGCUGACGGCAACGCAUCGACGUCGGCGCCCCGGACGCAUCGCACGAGGGAAUCCGGGUCGGCGAUCCGGCCCGAGACGGCCAAGACGGGGGCCUCGUCCAAGGUAUGGGGAGGCGCCCGCAAGAGCCUGGGCGUCGGCAAGAGAGGCAGCGGCACCAGCACGACCAGCUCGGCCCUGGGUCUGUCGACGUCCAGCGUCACGUCGCGCAGCCACGUCCCGUCGCUCACGUCAAACGCCUUUUUCCACCCCAUGAGCUCGCAGAAGCUGCAGGCCCAGAGAGCCGUAGCGGCACGUCCUCUUGCGACAGCCCAGCCACCCGCCGCGCCUCAGCCACAGUUUGGCGACCUUCCAGACAACGCAACCGACGUCGACGGCAGCUUCCAGCACGUCAUGUACAGCGAAGACCAGCGGCAUCUGCCCUCGCGCGGCACCGACUUCACCGAGCACGACACGUUUGACCAAGCGACGGAGACGACGACGAGCCCUACCGGCCACUAUCCCGGUGGCAGCCUCUCGGAGAGCGUUCGACCGCUGCGCAAGGUCUCGGGCCCGGACAAGACCCCCCCGCAUCUCGACCUGAGCCGAGGGAGCAACCUGAGGGAUCUCAGGAGCUUUCCGAGCCCCAUGCUCAAGACGCCCAAGUCGUUUGGAUCGACGUUCCUCCCCGGCAAGAGUGACCGAGAUCAAGCCCAGAGUGCUGAGAAUCGAAACGCGGCCGGUGUCGAGAAGCUCGCCUCCACUGCGGCGUCGUCGCCACGUCUCAACCCCGUCGACUCCCAGGUCCGGCCCAAGACGGAGAGCACCGCCGUGCGGCAGAAAAGGCGCAGGCAUCGCAACUACGAGUACUUUGAGGGCAACACCAUGUUCCUUUUUGGAGGCCGAUGGCAAAACACCAGACAGAGGCCGAUCAACAUUGCCACGGGACUUUUUGUGGUGCUGCCUUGCGUUCUCUUCUUCGUGUUCGAGGCCCCAUUUCUGUGGCAUCACAUUUCCCCCGCCAUUCCCAUCAUCUUUGGCUACCUCGCGUACAUCUGCUUUUCCUCCUUUCUCCACGCCUCCAUUUCCGAUCCCGGGAUCCUGCCCCGAAACCUUCACCAGUUCCCUCCUCUGGCGCCGCACGAGGAUCCUCUCCGUGUCGACCCGCCUACAAACGACUGGACACUGAUCAAGUCAGCGGAGCCGACGGCUGCCGCCAUGGAGUUUCCCGUCAAGCACUGCCGGACGUGCAACAUCUGGCGGCCGCCUCGUGCCCACCACUGCCGUCUUUGCGAUAACUGCAUCGAGACGCACGAUCACCAUUGCGUGUGGCUGAAUAACUGCGUCGGCAAGCGCAACUACCGAUACUUCUUCACCUUUGUCACAUCUGCCACCAUCCUCUCCCUCUACCUGAUUGGCGUAAGCCUUGCGCAGCUCAUUGUCUACGCGAACCAACACAACAUUUCCUUUGGCAAGUCCGUCAACCACUUCCGUGUCUCUCUAGCCUUAGUCAUUCUAGGCAUCUUUUGCUUUCUCUACCCGGCUGCCCUCAUGGGGUACCACAUCUUCCUGAUGGCCCGUGGCGAAACGACGAGGGAGUUUAUGAAUUCGCACAAGUUCACCAAGAGCGAGCGAUAUCGACCCUUUGACCAGGCAAGCAUCUGGAGGAACAUUCUGGCCGUCCUCUGCAGGCCACGGACGCCAUCCUACUACCAGUUCAAGAAGAGCUACCAAAACGGCGACCAGCGAUUGGGUCUUCACCGGCACCAACGACCGGCGCCCGACUCUCGAGGUCACGAGAUGUCCACUGUAAAACCCUCUUCCCAAGGCGGCUUCCAAGGCCCCGUGGCACUCCGAGGCUCAAGUCAUGGCGAGGCUUGA